UUGUUGUAGAUUGUAUUGCGUGAUGAAGCUCCUUCAGUUGAAAAUGUAUGUAAGCCUCGUCGGUGAUUGGUGUUGGAAGUGAAACCCGAAGGUCAAUCAUGAAAAGUUUAAUGCGGUACAUUCCGUCCUGUUGAUUCUUCCAUGAAUAACGGUUUCGAAAAAUGGUGCUGAUGUUGAUUGCCUUCGUCUUGUUAGGCUGUGUGAGCGUCUACGACGUCUCUGCAGUUAAGGUGAUGGAAUUGGAUAGAUAUACCUGUCUUUCCACCAAAAUCCACAAGCUGAAUGAGUACAGCACUGUCCACAUUAAGUGGGGCGGACAGAAGCUGCCGUUUUACUGUAAAAUGUACUUCGUUGGUAGGAGUACAGAUUAUGAGUUGAACAGAUACAGAAUUUGUGUGGAAGUCUUGGAAUAUAACAUCUUCGACUGUGAUUUCAAACUGAAAUACUUCAUUGGAUAUAACAUUAUACCAAGUAAGGUAUAUCGCUGCCAUAACGGAUAUCCUCCAAAGUUCUGUUCCAAUGAAGACGAAUUUUUAGACAUCGAAUUCGACGUCGAUUCUCACUCUUCAUCUUCAGUGACGUUGAAGGUGACAGCAUCAUUAACAUACGAUGAUGGAGAUUUAGUUGGCAUGACAGCGAAAUACGUAGGCGGAGGAAUCGGUGGCAUUGUCUGUAUAGUGAUUGUGUUAAUUCUGCUGUAUCUGAUUUACCGACGUAGGCAUCCGCAAAAUAAUCCAGGGCUGUUGAUGCAAAAUAUACAAGGUGUUAACCCACCACGGCCAUCGACCACAGUCGUUCAACAUACCACUACUAUCCCUACCUGAUGUAGGGGUCGGCCACAGAUGUAACAAACCCUAUGUCUCGGAGCAUUCCACAAGGUGCGACCUCUUAGGAAAAGGCUUUAUAGUUUGUCCUUAAAAUGGAUUGUACAAAAGACAUUGAAAUAUUUUCUCAUUAGUUUCCGGUCACUAUAUUGGUUCAAGUUAUUUCCACACGACUCUCGGAUAAUACUAAUAAAGUUGAUGAUGUUAAGUGAUAUUUUGUUUACAAAAAACUGGAUCAAAUUUAAGGUCACGGUAAAGGCUGCCUCAUAGUGCUAUUUUCCUGAAAUAUCAUGUCUCCGGUAUUGGUAUGAUGUUCUCCUCCCAAUCCUAUAUACACACCUCAUUAGCCAGAAUGUUAGGCUUCCUUGUAUAUCCCUGUCAGUAAAUGAAGUUGUACAAGUCAUUUAAAUAAAUUUGUUCUACCACGGCCAGAAUCAAGAGAGAGAUUAGAAAAAGACAGUGUUUAGAAAGAGGUAUAAAAUUAUUAAUAAGUUAAUAACUCAGCAUCUGUUAAAACGACGGUUGUAUAUAUAUAUAUAUAAUUUACAGCAUAUUUUUUGACUGUUUUGUUUGAAUAAAAUACAGUAGUUAACUUUA
Molecule: messenger RNA, 1421 nt
Organism: Pecten maximus
Lineage: Eukaryota; Metazoa; Mollusca; Bivalvia; Pectinida; Pectinidae
Exons: 6
Coding region: 162-824 (220 amino acids)
Source: RefSeq, a predicted model, not a curated record